AUGUCCGACCCCGAAGGAGCUCAGUCUGCUUCCGUGACAUUUACAGCCGCAGACCGCAUCAAGCAGCUCAAUGACAUUGAAAAAGAUGUCUCUGCGUUGCUCCAUUCUGCUGGUCUCGCUGUGCAAGCCUUGACUACUUCUCCGCCCGAAUCCGCCGAAUCCUCCGACCAGUCACAACCCCUUGACGCGCACAAGGCAGCUUUCAACUCUGCCACUGCACGCUAUUUCUCCCUUUUAUCCUCUAUCACUGUUCGUUUACGGCGUCAGAUCUACGCGCUCGAGGAAGCCAACAUUGUCUCGCCCGAUCAAGCGGGUCCCGGUCUGCCUGCCUUGGCGGGAGCUACGUCUUCGAAUACCCAGGCUCAAGCUGCGGCUGAUAAAGGAGGCAUUGCUGCCGGUGGAUUGGGAAAUCUGGACGUCGGUUGGCUCAACAGCAGGCGAGAUGAGGUUGGCAAAGAGAUGGAAGCAGAGCUGUGGGCAAAAGCCAGGGAACUUCUUGCGGACAGCGUUGAGCAGCCAAAGGAGAACACCGACGUCGAAAUGAAGGACUGA
Molecule: messenger RNA, 552 nt
Organism: Xylona heveae TC161
Lineage: Eukaryota; Fungi; Ascomycota; Xylonomycetes; Xylonales; Xylonaceae
Exons: 2
Coding region: 1-552 (183 amino acids)
Biological process (GO): regulation of transcription by RNA polymerase II
Cellular component (GO): mediator complex
Molecular function (GO): transcription coregulator activity
Source: RefSeq, a predicted model, not a curated record